UCGUCUCGCCGCACACGCACUUCCGGGGGUUGGGUCGGGCCUGCUCCGUGUCGGCGGCCGGUGAGGGGAACGGUGGCGGCACUAUGGCCGGGAUCAAAGCUUUGAUUAGUCUGUCCUUUGGGGGAGCAAUUGGACUAAUGUUCCUAAUGCUUGGAUGUGCUCUUCCACAGUACAAUAGCCAAUAUUGGCCACUGUUUGUUCUGUUUUUUUACAUCCUUUCUCCUAUUCCAUACUGCAUAGCAAGAAGAUUAGUAGAUGAAACAGAUGCUACAAGUAAUGCUUGCAAGGAACUAGCAAUAUUUCUUACAACAGGCAUUGUUGUCUCAGCAUUUGGACUACCUAUAGUAUUUGCCAGAGCACAACUGAUUUUGUGGGGAGCAUGUGCACUCGUCCUCACAGGGAAUACUGUCAUCUUUGCUACUAUCCUAGGAUUUUUCUUGGUCUUCGGCAGCAAUGACGACUUCAGCUGGCAGCAGUGGUGAAAGGAGUUUAGUACAGAAUUAUCAUAGACAUCUUAUCAUUCAGUGGCCAUCCAUACAAACGAGAGAAUGGGCAAUAAGGAGAAAUAGCAUAGCAAGCCUUUGAUGUAUUUUAGAUGCUCCUUUUCACCUUGUUCAUUGUAAGUGUACUAUCUUCACUGACUUGCUGAUGGAUUUCAAGGUUUCUAUUGUUUGGAAAGACACUUUGUUUUCACUUCCUUUUAUCUAAAUAUGUUUAGUAUCUCACGUCAUUAAAAAUUGUAAUUGUUGGUUCCAUUCUGUUUUUGUAUUUAUGCUACAUAUAAAUGCUGGAACAAGAAUUUUUAAAUAGUUUCCUUGAAAGAGUUUUUUAAAGUUUCUUUUAAGAGCAACAGCUAUAUUGAGUUAGAUACAUUUUAUCUUUUUUUUUCUUUUGACCAUGGUGACUAAAAUAUGAUGUACAAAGUAAGCAAUUGUGCUGCCAAAACGCAACAUUGUCAAUAAGCAAAUGUGUAGAUUGUCAGUGUGUUUUGGUGGGGGUAUGCGUACUGGAUGGGAGUACCAGGUGUAGACUGUUCUGCUCAUACCUCACUACGACUGAAGUGUUGAUGCCACUGGCUUGGGGAUGGGGCAGCUGUUCUGCCAAUAAGCGGGUAAUUAUUUUCUGGGAUCUAAUUCCUAUGUUUUUAACACCCUUAAAGGAGUACUUCCCCUUUUUUGUUCUCAACUCUUCUGUGGGUGUGACAUAUAAAUCUCUUAUGUGUAAGUUUAUUGAUGCUAUAAAAUGCAAAAUUUAAAUUGCAUUGGUGAGAAAAGAAAACUGACAUUUAAUUCCAUUUUCAAAAAAUCUGUGUUGAACAGUUUCUAUUUAUAAGUAUUGUAUGUUUUUGUUCUUAUGUCAACUUUUCACAUCUUACCAAAGGGGAGGUAAAAUGUUCAUUCAUGGAACUACUGAUGUAUGUUUGCAAUGUAUACAAAAUAUUUUCCCCGCUUCCCUUUUUUUAAUUUAUUUUAUACAUAGUAUAUAUUGAGUAAAAUGGCUUUUCAAAUGUAGACUAACCCUUAAAUCAUAGGUAUUUAACUUACGUAAGAAAAUUGAUUGCUAUAUUAAUAUACAGUACAGUCAAAGCACAACUUUUUUGCAAGUCUUUGACUGAAAUGAUUUCCUAGUGACUUUGUCAGUCUUUCAGUUCAUGCAUUAUCUGUUAACAGUAAUGUUAUCUGUAAUAAUUGUAGUUCUUGUUCCAUAAGGCUGUCACCUGUAAUUUACAAUAUUUAAGACAAGUUUUCUGCAUACCUCUCAAUUGUCUGUUUUUAAUUGAUGCAAAUCCUAUUUAUUAGACAUUCGUUGUGAUACACAGUGGAUUAAUGCAGAUUAGCCAGGCUUGAUUAUAUUAGAUGUAUCAAUAAAGCUGACCAAAAAUACUUCUAAAAUCUAUUUUUAUUCAACUUUUUUUUAAAUGAAGAUUAGAAAGCUAACUGUGCAGGCAUGAUAAAAAUUGAUUACUUAGGUCUUAAUUACAGUGCUUCAGUAUAAAAAAGCACAGAGUAAGUGGAUCUUGUCUGUCUUCGUUUGAAAGGGGAUUAUUUUAUUUACACGGAUGUAAAUGAACUAUAAAACUGACUAUUUCAAGUCUGAUAAUCAUGAUAGUUACAUAUGUGAUAUUGUAUGUUCAAGAUAUUUAGUCUAGUGUAUACAGCUACCUGUCAGUCUAUUAAGGCCACACAAUGUUGUGGGUAAGAGCUUUGAGCAAUAUUCUCCAUAGCUGUAAAGGAACUGGAGAAUAAAGUCCUAGGUAUGCAGAAAGUGAAUCUUUAGCAGAUAGCAUUUCAGCCACCUGUAAAGACGUGUAACAGAAGAAUCUAAUGAGUAAGGUGGACAUUUUCAAAAGUGCCUAAGUGAGUUAGAAGCAUGGCUCAUUGACUUUCAGUGGGACCUGUUCAGCUAAAUACCUUACAUGCUUUUGAAAAUCUUCUAAACCAGUGGCUAAUGAUAGUACUUGCCUUCACACAAAAGUGUGACUUUGACGACAACUCCCAGAUUCUUGAAUUUUUUUUAUGACCUGACCCAGUCAAUUGCCCAAGAAAUGAGUUCUGUUUUUCCCAUGCCCACAUUGCUUUCCUAGAUGUCAAUGUAAUACCCUGCUACUCUUCCACUUGGCCACAGAAUUUUUUAUAUUUAAUAGCUGUGUAUUUUUUCUGUAUAUUAAUUGCAUUGACAGCAUUGUGUUCUUGACCUUGCACACUAAUUAGACAUAGUGCUGUCUCUGGUUUCUAGGCUAGGCACUUGAGAGGUAUGAUUUUUCCAUAUAAUAUGCACUGAAAUAGCAUUGCCAUCCUUCUAUAGAGAACUUUUAAUGAUGAAACAAUAAACAUUUUAAAUAUCA
This is a messenger RNA of Terrapene triunguis (Three-toed box turtle), 2845 nucleotides long. RefSeq names its product leptin receptor overlapping transcript like 1 (gene LEPROTL1). The transcript is spliced from 4 exons. The record is from RefSeq and is a predicted model, not a curated record. NCBI's taxonomy places the organism in Eukaryota, Metazoa, Chordata, Testudines, Emydidae. Gene Ontology annotation, cellular component: endosome. Gene Ontology annotation, biological process: late endosome to vacuole transport via multivesicular body sorting pathway; negative regulation of growth hormone receptor signaling pathway. The coding region runs from base 84 to 482 and encodes 132 amino acids.